This is a messenger RNA of Bipolaris oryzae ATCC 44560, 579 nucleotides long. RefSeq lists its product as uncharacterized. Gene Ontology annotation, biological process: maturation of SSU-rRNA from tricistronic rRNA transcript (SSU-rRNA, 5.8S rRNA, LSU-rRNA). The record is from RefSeq and is a predicted model, not a curated record. Gene Ontology annotation, cellular component: nucleus. Bases 1 to 579 code for a protein of 192 amino acids. NCBI's taxonomy places the organism in Eukaryota, Fungi, Ascomycota, Dothideomycetes, Pleosporales, Pleosporaceae. The transcript is spliced from 2 exons.
AUGACUUCGGUAUUCGGGCCCAUCGCUGAGGAACACCAAGAAAAGUUCGAUCUCGGCAUCUGGCACGCGCUCUUCAACUGGGCCAACCUUACCAUCGCCGUACAAAACCAAUGGGGCGGUCCUGAUUCUUCAGAAAAGCGCGACUGGCUUGCAGGCCAGAUUUCGGAACGUUUUGCAGCAGAACCUCUGACCGAUGCGGAAGAUGUGGAAAUCAUGCUUCUGCAGGUCCUCGAGGACGAAUUUGGUGUGCGAGUAGAAGAUGACACUGAAGUCGCAGUCGCGCGUGAAAUUAUGACCAUACGCAAAGAGAUUGGCGAGGGCAGUACCGCAACGGUGGAUGCGCUGCAGAAGAAGUGGGAGGCGAGAAAAGGAAAAGAGGUUGCGACUGGCAGUGUAAACGUCAAGGAGACCAACCAAGAGGGCGAGUGGGAUAGUGUGGAUGAGGAAAGUGACGAAGACGACGACGACACCGAGAUGACGGAUGCACCUGCGCUCGUGCCCGCAAAGCCAAAGACCAAGCCAGAGCCAGAGGUUGACGAGGAUGGGUUCACAACAGUUGUUGGCAAGAAGAAGAGGUGA